ACUAAAGGAUCUUCACUGAACACAAUUUCUACUGACAUCUAAGCUCCUGAUUUAACACUGAGGAGUCAGAAAGAAGAAGAAGCUGCAUGCUAAAUCACUGUUGGCCAUCUGAAAAAGGAAGUAAAACCAACCAAGACAACCACGAUGGAAACGCUUGAUCCUUCAGCUCUAUCAGAUGUCACUUCUACUGUCACCUACGACCCUAAAUCUGAGACAGUGACCUUACCAAGAGGGGUUGUCUCAGUGGCGGGCAUCACUGUGGUGACCGGGGGCGCUGAGCUGUCCUGUGGAUCCUGUAUGCUGGCCUUUGGUUUUUGGGGAACUCUCAUCGGCUUCAGUUGUGUCGCUGUGGGGCUGUGGGACCAGCUGAACCAGUCUAAAGGAGGAACAUCUCACUUACUGGGACUGGGACUAGUGAUUCUGACCCUCAGUUUCGUGGUGGUUGGAAGCGUGGUGGCAUUUUACCUCCUGACAAAGAAGAAGAGAGAGAUGACCCGAGAGCAGAGAGAGGAUGGAAAAGAAGUUCUUGUAGAGAGUGAGAGGGUAAUUAAAAAAGUCACAGUAUAA
Messenger RNA from Micropterus dolomieu (smallmouth bass), 567 nucleotides. Its product is annotated as transmembrane protein 100-like. Bases 145 to 567 code for a protein of 140 amino acids. The transcript is spliced from 2 exons. Lineage: Eukaryota; Metazoa; Chordata; Actinopteri; Centrarchiformes; Centrarchidae. The record is from RefSeq and is a predicted model, not a curated record.